AUGUUCAAGAAACCGUUAGCGGAUCUCAAAACCUCGGCACCUCUGCGAAGUUCAGACCGGAGGAAAUUGAAGCAGCGAGUACUGCAGUCCUUCGAUCACCUCGCGCCGGAAGACGGAGAUCCUCUUGUGCCCGAGGGACUGCUCUCUCAGAAGUUUAGUACGCACUUGAACGAACCGGGUGUAGCGUACAUCUCGCCGGAAGGCGAUCCUCUGUGGUUCACGAUCGGGAAGGGCUCCGAUGACCUUGUUCCGACAGUGUACACGUUAUGGAAACAACCCGCACUACUGCCGAUACUCUCCACUCCCUCGGCCGUGAUCCCUAAACUCGUGGGCGGAGCAGACUUGAUGAUUCCAGGAGUCGUCCAGUAUUCAUCUUCGUUGACCCCUGAUCAACUCGUGUCCAUCACGCAGUUCCACCGCGACAAGAUCGGUUUUCCGAUUGCCGUAGGACGCAUGGCCAUGUCUAGCGAUGCGCUGAAGCAAGCGCUAGAAAAGGACUCCAAAGGCAAGGCCGUAUACGUCCUGCAGACGUGGAAAGACUUCCUGUGGGACAUGGGGGUGAGCAAGAAGAUGGACGUGCCAGAGGCGAGAGUAAUUGAAGUCGGGGAGCCGCCAUUGGGCUUGGAUGGCUCGUACUCAGAUUCUGGAGAAGACGAGGCUCAAGAUGAGCCCUCCGUAGGCGAGAGAAAAGUUGUCACUAGGCAACUCGUGGCGGACGAUCACUCAUCAACGGAGCCCUCUGCAAGUCUUCCGGAGGGCGACGAGCCCCCAGCGGUCGAAACGUUUUCCUCAUUAACAGCAGAAGAGGUUUCAAACUGCCUACGAGAAGCACUGCUGCAGGCUCUGUCUACGACCCUCUCCGCCGCUCCUUCAUCUGUGUUCCCAAUCUCUGCGUCUGCUUUCUGGAGCUCGUACGUUCUCCCAGCAAGAGCAGCACAUGUUCUCGGUUCCACAACAGACGCGAUUGAUGUCAAGCAUUCGACGUACAAGUCCGUCAAGGUGUUUCUGAAAGCUUCGGCGAAGGAAGGCCUCGUCAAGCUCAAGGAUGCCAAGGGCGGUGACGUCGUCGUCGCUGCCGUUUUCCCAAAUCAUCCCGCCGUUGCUGGGCAUCACCUACACCGCACCGCGAAGGACGUCGAAACUAUGGUACAGAACGCAGAAGAUCGCGAACGCCGGAAGAAGGAUGCAGAAGAAAAGAGGAGGGCCGAGAUUCAUGUGACGGAGUUUUGGAAACCAUUCGGGAGUACCGUCGCGUGGUUUGUCGCGGCGCAGAAGGACACGUCAGAGCUGUACACACUUCCGGACGUCAAGAGGAUCUUCGAUACGUACAUAUCAUCUAAGAAUUUAGUCAAUGCUCAGGAACAACAGUAUGUCAACGUCAGCGAAGACGCCGCUCUCCAUUCUGCGAUCGUCAGGAAGAAUGAGGAUACCAUCGAGUUCAUGAAGCGUGAUGAAGUCUUUGGUCGGAUUAAGGACAGCAUGCAGAGCUGGUAUGAGAUACGCGUGGGGGGCGCUGAUAUCAUCCGGAAGAAAGGCCAACUCAAGCCGAUUUCAGUCGUCAUGAAGGUGCGCCAGGGCCGGAAAGCGUGCACGCUCGUCACCGGCUUCGAGCCAUUCUCCCUCGUCGCGGAUGACCUUGCGAACGAACUGCGCAGGAUUUGUGCCAGUUCGACCUCAGUAUCCCCUGUGGCGGGCAAAAUUUCGGACAUGGAGGUCAUGGUGCAGGGCAAGCAGGUCAAAAUUGUGACGGAUCUGCUUAUCGCCAAGGGCGUGCCGAAGAAGUGGAUUGACAGUGCUGAUUUGUCUGCGGGGAAGAGGAAAAAGUAG
Molecule: messenger RNA, 1827 nt
Organism: Sparassis crispa
Lineage: Eukaryota; Fungi; Basidiomycota; Agaricomycetes; Polyporales; Sparassidaceae
Exons: 11
Coding region: 1-1827 (608 amino acids)
Biological process (GO): translational initiation; formation of translation preinitiation complex
Molecular function (GO): translation initiation factor activity; RNA binding
Source: RefSeq, a predicted model, not a curated record